UAUUUACCAAAUUGAAAUUUGGGCCUCUUAUUAACUAUAAAACUGGGCCAAAUAAUCUAGACCAAGUGUCAACCAAAGGUCAUGAACCAUCUACCAAGUCAAAAAUAUCAAGAUAACAGAAACAAAGAAACUUCUAGUAGUAACCAAUAAUUCCCAAAAAUCCCUAAAUUCCCAAUUUCUCUCUCAACUUCAUCCCUCAAUUAGAGAAAUGGGGAGCUCAACAAGGAAUGGAUCGUUGAAGCAAGCAGCAAUAGUAAUGGGUGCACUCGCUUUUGGAUGGUUAACCAUCGAGCUUGCUUUCAAACCAUGGCUCGAUAAGGCUCGAGCCGCUAUCGACAAAUCGGACCCUGCUCAUGACCCUGACGAUGACGACGUCGUUUCACCCGAUGCUCAAGCUGCCGGCGUUGAGGAUGAUAAUGAUGAUUAACUGUUUAACAUUGUUGGGUUUUGUUUUUCUAAUUAGGGAUUUCAGUUGGAACUUUUGAUGAUAAUGUUAUCAACUUUAUGCAAUAAUGCUUUAGAUUUAAUGUUAUAAAUAAUUAUGAUAAGUUUUUAAUUUAGUUUGUAUUUAUUUUAAUUGCUCAGUUUUUGAGUUUAUUUUGAUUUUUUCUAACAAAUGUGAGCUGGAAGCAUGAAUGGUCAAUAAGCUAAAGUUGCAAACUCGCAA
Molecule: messenger RNA, 667 nt
Organism: Chenopodium quinoa (quinoa)
Lineage: Eukaryota; Viridiplantae; Streptophyta; Magnoliopsida; Caryophyllales; Amaranthaceae
Product: outer envelope membrane protein 7-like
Exons: 1
Coding region: 209-427 (72 amino acids)
Cellular component (GO): chloroplast outer membrane
Source: RefSeq, a predicted model, not a curated record